This is a messenger RNA of Nematocida minor, 2607 nucleotides long. RefSeq lists its product as uncharacterized. The record is from RefSeq and is a predicted model, not a curated record. Bases 1 to 2607 code for a protein of 868 amino acids. NCBI's taxonomy places the organism in Eukaryota, Fungi, Microsporidia. The transcript has a single exon.
AUGAAAAGUCAGGAAAUAAGAAAAAUACUAGGUGCAGGUGCAGCACUUCUUUCUUUUUUCACAGGGUGCAGAGGAAGCAGUGGCAAUUUCAAUGAAAAGGACCUAGGCAGGUUGGCGUCUGCGGGCGUAAAAAGAAGCACAAGCGAAAUGAGUAACACACAUACCUACUAUACUUUGCAGCCAGUAUCGGGGAACACGAGAGAACAGCAAGGAGGUGCCCUGCUGGAAAACCCACAUAAUCUAUAUCAGACUGAAGAGAUCGGAAAUGGAGUAGAAGCGGAAGACGCAGCAGACGAAGACGAGCUGUCUUUGCAGCCUCCUAUACCAAAGAGAAAAAGAAAAGGCAUAGAAGAGCUCAACAGUAAGAUGUGGGGCGAUAUCAGACUGACAAAUCUAAAGAGAAGGGGCAGCAAGGUGAACAGCACGUCAAUAUGCGACCACAGAAACCUAAAUAAGAAUCUCAGCCUGCAGGUCACUAACGAAACAUACGAGAAAAGCCUCAGAAAAGACAUUGAGGCCUUUUUCACACACUUUGCCUCGUCAAUAGAUAAGAGUGCUCUGUGGUACUUCAUCGGAAGCAGGACCACAAACAUUAUCACAAAGCACAAAGAUCUUUUUGGGCUGAAUAUGAUCAUUAGGGAAAAAAAGACUGAUAGAUGCAGGCAGAUCCUGGAGAGCCUGCAGGGGUACUAUCCCAGGGUGUUCGACGACUUGCUCAGGUAUGUAGAAGCGCACCAGCCUAUGCGAAUUAGCAGAGAUGACCCUCCAACUGAGUGGAAAGAGAGGAUAGGGGACGUCUACAUGCGCAACUACUACGAUAUAAACUACAGAAUGCUGGAAAAUCAGAAAAGCAUUCACAAGAUAGACAGCCAGUACUCUGCUGUAGCAUACGCAGCAUGCAUGGUCCUAGCACUGCCUGAGGUCUUCGAGGACUUCUACAACAUCAAUGCAGAGUUUAUAAAAAGAACUAGACUCUCUGCAGAUGCCGUUAUAAACGAGCAGCACCAGCAGGUUCUUUUGAAAAUACACAGACUAGCACACAUGUGCGCCAAAGAGAAAAUAAACGACCGCGUGUAUGAAGAGCUCUACAGCGCUCUUGAAAGUGCGUACGGGGAGGGAAGCCUGGAAGAGCUAGCAGUUGCUGAGGUGUACAGGAAAAUGUAUGCAGUUCUUGGCAACUUCUACGAAAAAGUGGAGGUGAUCGAUGAAAAUGACUAUAUUCUCACAGGAAAGUGCAUAGUAGAAAACAAAAGCCACACGAGAUGCGAAGUAACAGCGGAUACAAAAAGAAGAGGCUUGCCCAAAAGAGUUUUAAGCUCAGAUUAUUCGCCAGAAGAGAACAGGUGGAGCAUUUCACUCGAUGUGCAUAGGCACUACCACGUGUACUAUAUGGACGGCCUGAUACACCAGCCCAAAAUGCUGUGCAUGCCCAUACACAAAGAAAAAGGCAGCGAAGAAGAGCACUACCUGCACACGCUCAACGACAUAGCAAAGCACAUAGAGGAGCUGUACAAGAUAGACGAAUACCUGUACGAUGUGCACCCGUUCAAGACAAAAAAAGGGUCUCGAAAGUGGUCGCACAUCGGGAAGCAGGAGAGAGACAAAACAAUGAAAGACCUGGAGGAGUACGAGGUGGUGUUCUAUCUCAUUGAGAAGGGCAUGGAGGCCGCAGGGUUUACGUUUGCAAAGUUCUGGCCUCUGCACCCCCUUGACGAAGACAGCAUAUGCAUCCCUCUGUUCCUCACUCCGCUAGUGCAGAAUGCGAUAAAUCUUGGGCCUUUUAGCAUGGAGGAAAAGCACGAGGUUUUGCACUCACUGGAGUUUGAGAACAAAGUGCCAAGUGUGUAUAAGUAUGAAGAGAAGUACAAAAAAAAUAUAUUCUCAGAUAUGCACAACUACUACAGCAACCUGUACAUACUGCCUGACGGGGAGAAGAAAGAGAGUCUCGACUGCUACAUCAUGGACUGCAAGACUGCAAGACAGGCAGACGGCACAGUCAAGGCUGUGUGGUAUGCGAAAAUACCAAGCAGCAUGGACGAGUACUCUCACUGCGUGCUUGAUAAAAGCUUUACAAAAGAAGAAAACGCAGAAAAGUUCAGUGAUUUUAUCGCGGCUCUAGAGUCCAGAGAGUACAACAAAGACAGCAAUUUGCAGGGCUUUUGGGUGGGCGGCAAGGGCUAUAAGCCAGAGAGUGAGCUAUUUGUUAAAAAACAGAGGAUAUUCAGCUGGACAAUAUACUGCCAGAAUAAAGACAAGGCCAUCAAGGAAAGCCUGCACAAAGUCUAUUUAGAUGUGCAUACUGCCAGAAAAAAGCUAGAAAACGCAGAAGAGAGACAGACAAGCUUGGGGCGUAAAGAAAAAACAGACUCGAAGAAGGUGCAGCUGGAAAAGAAUGCAGCAUGCGUUGCAAAACUCUCUGCGCGAAAAGGUCUAGAAAAGGCGCUUCAAAAGCUGUACAGAAAGCUAUCUAAAAAGCCAAGCAUACAAUCAGAGCUUAUAGUUUUUCGAAAUGUAAACAAGAGCAGGUCCAACCUGACCUUCCACAACGAGAUUCUUGAUCUGUUUAUCCACAGAUACAACCGCAAAAAGGGCAACAGCAGCGAAUAA